AUGACGUCCUCCAUGGUGACAACCCGUGCCAACGGCGCAGCCUAUUGGCUGAGACUGAGCCCGACACCGGAGGGUUUGGGUCACAUCAACGCCUGCAUAGGCAUAGCACAGGUACUCCAGGAGGCCGGGCAUCGGGUAGUGUUUGCCGUCAAAGAGCACUGGAAGGGAAAGUUCGCCUCUUAUGGCAUCGAGGAGGUCGAGAUGGGUGGGGACCUCGAUGAACUCAAACCCGCUGUAGGUGACCCUGUUAAAUUCAUGGCUGAACGUAUCAGGGAAGCCGGAUUCUUGUCGGACAUACAGCCCCUGGAAAAGCUACAGAAGCGCAUGCAGUUUCAAAAUCGCAUCGUUGACAUGUACAUUAAAUUGGACAAGACCAUUGAGCCAGUUAUACCCAGUGUCAAACCGGAUGUUAUAUUUGUGGACCAGUAUCUAUCAUUGCCCUCGAUUGAGACCUCGGGCAUUCCCUAUGUAUGGGUUUGGACGGCCAACCCUUUGUUUAUGUUUGAUGAUGACCGGGCACCGCCUUAUUAUUCUGGUGACAAAUCUGAGUGGAAAGCCUUCCGGGAGACCAGAGAUAAAGGAGUGUACGAUAUCUGGAAGACAUACAAUGAUUACGUGAUCUCCAGGGGCUGUCAACCACUCAAACAGUUAUUAUUCAAGAAUCAGACAAAAUGUCUUAAUAUUUAUGGCUUUCCUCAAGAAAUGGAUUACACGGACGACAGACCUCUGCCCAAGAAUUUCAUACGUUUUGACAAUUUAAAGAGAAAUGAAAAACUGCUGGCGUUUGAGAUACCAGUGCCGCUGAGAGAUAGACCGGGAAAGUUGAUAUAUUUUUCCAUGGGAUCGAUGGGUGGAGUGGAUUUGGAUCUCAUGAAGAGAUUAGUGACUAUUUUGUCGAAAUCUAAGCACAGAUUCAUUGUAUCGAAAGGACCUCUUCAUGAGGAGUACGACCUACCGGUCAAUAUGUGGGGCGCGGCUACUGUUCCCCAAAUACAAUUGAUUUAA
Molecule: messenger RNA, 1005 nt
Organism: Oppiella nova
Lineage: Eukaryota; Metazoa; Arthropoda; Arachnida; Sarcoptiformes; Oppiidae
Source: the annotation of a GenBank genome assembly